UAGGUAAAGCGGAAAAAGGCAACUGUAGAAGUAGAUUGAAUGAUUCCAUCAACAAGACAAAGCUUCCGUCUACCAGAAAAAUUUAUUCUGAUUAUCUGCUUUCAUCAAACCCUAGUUUUGUUGUUUAAUUCCGAUAAGAUAAGGUCAAUUAGCGCCCUUAAGCUCGGAUAGAUUGCCACUGCACAAUUUUCAGUGUUGUACGAAGGGAUCUGAAGUUUUUUACUAGCCCGUUGUCCCAUGUUUUCAGAGUGUCGUCGAGGGUUGGCAGACUUGAAUGGCUUUUCCCCUACUGGGACAUCAUCGUAAAAGUUUAAGUAGUGAAACUGAUUUGCUGAUGGAGGGAGCUGACAGUCGCAGUGAUACUGAACACGUUAUUGACAUAACAGGCAGUGGUACUGCUUCUUCAUCUAAUUCAUCUCAUGAAAGGCCGUCAACUGGUUUGGAGCAGCAAAGGAGUGAAGACCUACCAUCUACUAGUUCAAGGGUUCCCCUUUAUCAGCCUCAACCUUUUACUACCGGUGGGACAAACUCAAGGAAUUCAUCACUAAGUCGAAGAGGAAGUACUCGCAGCCGACAAAGAAGUCCAUUAAAUUCUGGUUUAUGGAUAUCUGUUGAGCUUUUAUUGACAGUGAGCCAAAUCAUAGCAGCUAUUGUUGUCUGGUCUUUGUCAAGAAGUGAGAAACCACGUGCACCUUUGAGAGCAUGGGUUGUUGGAUAUGCAUCUGGCUGUUUGGCAAUACUUCCCCUUCUAUAUUGGCGUUUUAAACAUCGUAACCAAAUUCCUGAGCAGGACUCAUCGCAGAAUGGACAAGAUACUUCCCUGAGCAAUAACUCUGUUGGUCCUUUCACGAGAAGAUCAAUAAACAGAGAAGAUAGCUGGACAACUGGUACAGCAACUAGAAGCAGUCAAAGUAAUGGGCUGCCGAAUUCAAGGCUUAAGGUGUUUGUCGAAUAUUUUAAGAUGGCUUUGGACUGCUUCUUCGCUGUGUGGUUUGUAGUUGGAAAUGUAUGGAUCUUCGGUGGCCACUCUUCGUCCUCCGAAGCUCCCAAUUUGUACAGGUUGUGCAUAGUGUUUCUGACCUUCAGCUGUAUCGGAUAUGCUAUGCCUUUUAUUCUGUGUGCUACAAUCUGCUGUUGCCUCCCUUGUAUAAUAUCAGUACUGGGCAUCAGAGAAGAUUUUUCUCAGAAUCGAGGAGCUACUCAAGAUUCGAUUAACUCUCUACCAACGUAUAAAUUUAAAAUGAAGAAAAGCAAGAGCAAGGAACAUAGCAGUAAUGCACCCGAGGGUGGGAUAGUGGCUGCUGGUACAGAGAAAGAGCGUGCAAUAUCAGGAGAGGACGCAGUUUGCUGCAUUUGCUUAGCGAAAUAUGUCAACAACGAUGAACUCAAGGAGCUGCCUUGCUCUCAUUUCUUCCACAAGGACUGUGUGGAUAAAUGGCUGAAAAUCAAUGCCACGUGCCCUCUCUGCAAAGCCGAUGUUGGUGAUACCAUUUUCAGCUCACUCACUGAAGCAACGGCCAACCUACGCAACAGUACAAUGUUGUAUCGCUGAGGAAAAAGAAACACGUUCCAGAUUGUUCUUUCGUCAGUUGUGCAUAGUCGACCAUGUGAGGCCGGAACUCACACUCCUAUUGGGUGGUUCUCGGGCUGAAAUUGCAAUAAUAAUUCAUGGUACGGGGCUCAAAUUGCAAUCCCAUUUGGUGGAUUGGGGUGUUGGAUUAGAUUCGACUGUUGUAGCUUGAUCUAUGAGUGUUCUAUGCCUAUGACUGAUGUGAAUUUUCAAGAAUAUUGUUAUGUACCCAGGAUGAGAAAAAUGGAUUGAUGUACUUUUAAUGUAAUAUAAUGAUUCAUGUGUCGCAUACUAAAUUGUAUGAAACCUACUUGAGUGAA
Messenger RNA from Salvia hispanica, 1890 nucleotides. Its product is annotated as E3 ubiquitin-protein ligase At4g11680-like. Lineage: Eukaryota; Viridiplantae; Streptophyta; Magnoliopsida; Lamiales; Lamiaceae. The record is from RefSeq and is a predicted model, not a curated record.